AUGACGAACUUUCUCCGUUCUUCUGUUGGACCGACAGUUCAUCCGAAAGACCGUUCAAAAUAUGUUAAUGAUCGUCAGCAGACAAGUCAUCAGUCACGUACGGUCCUGAAGUAUUCGACGACGACACACUUUGAACAACUGUCAGUAGCACAUCUUGGACGGGAUUUUGAAUUACAGGAUCAAGAUAUUGUUACACACUUCGUCACCGGUAUAACCUAUGGUGCAGAUGCAUUUUUCAUAUUUAAUCGAAACGCUGACUUGAGUGAAAAUAAGGAAGAUAUUGAUGCAAAAGUUUCAGCAGCUGUGAAAAAAUUGCCAAGCUGGGGCAUCGACGAAAAUGUGGAAGAACAGGAGAAAGACGUGGUUAAUAAACUUCAAUGUACAUUCUAUGGUGAUUAUAACUUGAAACAAAAUCCAAGCACCUUUCAGGAUGCAGUCAAACUGUAUCAGCAGUUACCUGAUUUAUUAGGUAAAGUACACCGUUUUGAGAGGAAGUAA
This is a messenger RNA of Didymodactylos carnosus, 498 nucleotides long. NCBI's taxonomy places the organism in Eukaryota, Metazoa, Rotifera, Eurotatoria, Philodinida, Philodinidae. The record is from the annotation of a GenBank genome assembly.